AUGAAAUCGGUGCCCCUUGUGACUGCGCUCGCCUUACAGACAUCCUUGCGCGGGGUUGUCGCGAACUCUGCCGAUAGCUGGAUCUCCACGAUCUGGGAUGACUUCAAAGAAGCCGUGGACUGUGCCAGCUGCCAGGUUCUCCUAGGCGGCCUUCAACUAGUCGCCGGCUUUGGCGAAUCGUUCAUGGUGGAUGUUUUGACCGGCGUCUGCGAUAUCAGCGGUGCGGAAGAUUCAGAUGUCUGUGCUGGCGUCAUCGCCAAUGAGGGCCCGGCGGUGUAUUACUCCCUUCAGAAUUUGAAGCUCGGCUCUCACACGGCGAAGACCUUCUGUGCAAGCCUGGUCGGUCUCUGCAACUAUCCUGAUGUGCGCCCCUACACAUUGUCAUUCCCAACGUCUAAACCGCCAACCCAUCGACCUCCACCCAGCGGGCAGCCCGCCAUUAAAGUGGUCCACUUUAGUGACACGCACGUGGACCUUUCAUAUGAAACCGGUUCCAACUAUGACUGUUCGAAGCCAAUCUGCUGCCGAGUCUACAGCGAAGACGAUGCUCCUGGCAAGACCUCCUCGCCAUGUGGGCCGUUUGGGAAUCCCAAAUGUGAUCCUCCACACCGGCUGCAGGAGAGUAUGAUGACUGCCAUCGCCGACCUCAACCCAGCGUUCUCUAUCUACACGGGCGACGUGGUAGCGCAUGAUGUUUGGCUUGUCAACAAGUCGGAAGUCCUUCAGGACUUGAAUGCAACCUACGGCGCAAUGGAGUCUCAUCUUGGCCAAGUCUAUGCAGCCCUGGGCAAUCAUGAUGCGGCACCUCUGAACCUCUUCCCAUCCGACAACAUCCCCAGCGAAUACAAUCCCCAAUGGGCCUACGAUGCCCUGGCAGCCGACUGGAUGGCAUUGACUGGGAUUCCAUCGGUGCAAAAUGCUAAUGAAUAUGGCUCCUACUCCGCUAUCCACCCAGGCAGCAAGCUACGCAUUAUCUCUUACAAUAGUAUCUUCUACUACAAGUACAAUUUCUUCGCCUAUACCGAGCCCAUGGAAUACGACCCAGACAGCCAACUCACUUGGCUAAUUGAAGAACUUCAAGCUGCCGAGACUGCUGGUCAACGUGUCUGGCUCAUCUCUCAUAUUCCCCCUGGCAACGCCGACCAUUUCCGUGACCACUCGCACUAUUUCGACCAGAUCGUACAGCGCUAUGACGCCACUAUCGCUGCUCUCUUCUUCGGCCAUACCCACACCGACGAGUUCCAAAUAGCCUACGCCAACUAUAGUGCCCGUAGCUGGGACUCUGCAACCGCCAUGGGCUACGUCGCGCCCUCCAUGACGCCCACCUCCGGCCCGCCCUCUUUCCGCGUCUACGACAUCGACCCUGUCACUUUCGCCGUCCUCGACUUCACCCAGUACAUCGCCAACAUCACAGAUCCAGCCUUUCAAACUUCCCCCGCCUGGACCCCCUACUACUCCGCCAAAGCGUCCUAUGGGGCCGCGCUCACCCCGCCAGUAACUGACCCUGCUGCCGAGCUUACCCCAGGCUUCUGGCACAACGUCACCGUCGCCAUGCAGCAAGAUGACGCCGUGUUCCAGGCCUUCUGGGCCCGCCGCACGCGCGGCUUCAACGUGCCCGCGUGCACUGAUACCUGCGUCUCGCAGGAGAUAUGUGCCCUGCGUGCCGCAGACGCGCAGUACAACUGUGUCGUGCCGACGCCGGGCUUCAGCUUCUCCAAGCGAGACGGCGUCCCAACGACACGCUUCCAGCCGGAAUGUAACCACGCCGGCAUGGCGCCACUGUUGGCCAAGAUUGCGCGGCGGGCGCACGAGGCGCGGAGCGAGGCUCCCUCGGAGAGAUAG
Messenger RNA from Penicillium macrosclerotiorum, 1842 nucleotides. Its product is annotated as sphingomyelin phosphodiesterase. Gene Ontology annotation, molecular function: sphingomyelin phosphodiesterase activity. The transcript has 3 exons. Bases 1 to 1842 code for a protein of 613 amino acids. Lineage: Eukaryota; Fungi; Ascomycota; Eurotiomycetes; Eurotiales; Aspergillaceae. The record is from RefSeq and is a predicted model, not a curated record. Gene Ontology annotation, biological process: sphingomyelin catabolic process.